Fonsecaea erecta is the source of this 1569-nucleotide messenger RNA. RefSeq lists its product as hypothetical. Lineage: Eukaryota; Fungi; Ascomycota; Eurotiomycetes; Chaetothyriales; Herpotrichiellaceae. The record is from RefSeq and is a predicted model, not a curated record. The transcript has 2 exons. Bases 1 to 1569 code for a protein of 522 amino acids.
AUGUCCACUCAACCUGAAGAACGAGUCCUGAAACCCCUCGAUCCCGUCCCCGAUGAUGUCAAUGACUGGCCGGAUUUUGCCUUGCGAGAAACAAAAAUCUUUUACCAAGGGAAAGGCCGAUAUGCAGACCUGUUACACGCCUCCGAAGAGACACCCCUCUGUGUUGUGGGAGAAUUGAUGCCUUUGGAUGACGAGCAGGAACAUCUUGCUUUGAUAGACAAGCCAUUGUAUGCACGAAUAAAGAUCGAGAAGGUCACGAAUUACAGCUUUGGUCAAGAUGACAAUUCGAAACCUGUCAUCUGGGCUGCAGGGAAGGCAGGCUGGUACGAAAUUUCACCCUCGGAUCGCUAUCUGAGUUAUUACAACGAUACAUUAGAGGCUAUCGAUUUGUUCUAUUUCAUGGUCGAUCAGCAUCAAAAGCUCCCACGAAAGCGCCAGAAGUUGGGGUUCUUGAUCGACCCGUUUCUCACCGAAUACCAGAAGCACACGGGUUACCGGAUUAACGACGAUGACGAAGCCAUGGAGACGAUCCACAAACAUCACCACUUUCUUUUGAGACAGAUGCUUGAAGAGAGAGAAGGGAUCGACUGGUCCCAGACCUAUCUCUGGAAACAUUUGGCUGAGACUUACGCCGAUGAAGUGGCGGAGUUGAAGGCCAUUUUGGCAAGAGGGAAUCGGAAUACCCAACCGGAAGCCUCCGACACCUCUGAAGAAGAGGAAACAGAGGAAGAAGACGACGACGACGAUGAAGACGAAGAUGCAGAGGAGGGACCGCAGCAGGACAGAGAGGACACGUCAGAAGAAUCCGAUGGUGACCAAUCUGAAGAUAGUUCCGAGGCAACCUCUGACAGUGUGGUCGAAAUCAAGGCGGUGCCCGUUGAUUGGACCAAAACUAUAUGGGAUAUGCUGAAUGUCCUCCGAAAGUCAGCCAACUUCAAUAUGAGACACUGUGGGAUCGAGGAAGCCGCCACGGAGCUGCAGAAGUUACCAGCGUUCUUUGGGUCGCACGAAGACGCAGUGGCCGCCUUUGAACGUUCAGCAGAACCGUUACUGAAACUCAUGAACGAAGCAAAGCUCCGAAAGAAAUUCAAUUGGUCUACCCGGAGAAUCUACGACGAGCUGGAAGCCACGCUUGCCGGCGUGGUGGCGGACGAGACCAUCAAGACACCCGGCAAACCAGACGGAGCGAAACCCCAGCGCCACCGAAUGAAGUCUGUGCUUCGUCCCAGUGGCGCUAGCAAAUCACACAAGCGCGCUCGAGGCUUCGCGGACGAAGACGAAGACGAAGUGAUGAGUGAUAUCCCCAUUUCGUCGCCAGUAGCUCGACGGCAAGCAGGUCCUCUGCCGCCCAGUAGGAUGAGAGAAGGCACGGCAGAUUCAGGACCCAGUCGCGAAGAUAGUCCCAGCCGACAACUCAAUGGCCAUCCAGAUCCUGACGCGUUACCUGAGCUGCCCCCUGGCCCGGAGGCCCAAGAAAUGCUCGACCUGGUUGCUCAAGAGGCCAAGCGAGUCGGUCGGCAGCAUCAGACCGGUCAUCUGCAAGCAUUCCUGGGGCAGUGGGUUGUUUGA